Schizosaccharomyces octosporus yFS286 is the source of this 1839-nucleotide messenger RNA. RefSeq names its product COP9/signalosome complex subunit Csn1. The coding region runs from base 344 to 1597 and encodes 417 amino acids. NCBI's taxonomy places the organism in Eukaryota, Fungi, Ascomycota, Schizosaccharomycetes, Schizosaccharomycetales, Schizosaccharomycetaceae. Gene Ontology annotation, molecular function: protein binding. The record is from RefSeq and is a predicted model, not a curated record. The transcript has 4 exons. Gene Ontology annotation, cellular component: COP9 signalosome.
AGCAAAAAAAUCACACACUCUUUCAUAAAAGAAUCUCUUUGAAAUUCCAUUCCAUCCUACCUUUCAACGAUAUUCCACUUUUUUUUCCUUUUCUUUACUAAAUAUCUCUUCAACAUCCACUGGUUUUCCAUCUCUACCCUCUCCUAUUCUUAAAACUCGUCAUUUCCUAUCAUCGAUUCUCAUACUCGUUUGCCUUUUUGCCCUUUGACCUUCAAGAUUCUUUUUCUCUCAUUUCAUUUCCUUCAAAUCACUUACUCUUGAAUCUCUAGACAAAUUUUCCUUUAUUUUUUUAUUUCCUAUUAUAUUUAUUAUAAUUAUUCUACACUUUACUUUACCUUCCCCAAUGGAUACGACAGCUGUAGACACGGCUGAUUUGGAAAAGUACUUGAAUCAAUAUGGUGUUUGGCCAAGGAUUUUUAGAGCCCUUUUCAUAGCUCGCUCUCAUGAAACUUUCAGGUCCUUUUGCUCACAAUACGCAAUCAAUCAAUUGAAAGCACACACAUACAACUUGGAAUUGUACAAAUCUACUUUUACAGAAUUCGCAAAUGAUAUGCCCGACCAACAGUAUGAUUUAUCUUGGAUUGACAGUGUCACCUACCAUCGAAAGCAAAAUUUAGACCACCUUACAAAAGAAUUGAAAUCAUACAAAAAUAAUCUCAUCAGAGAAUCCAUUCGGUCCGCCCAAGUCGACCUGGCCUCUUUCUUUACCGAUUUGGGUCAAUUUGAAAGUGCCCUUCGUGCUUAUGCAAAGGUUCGUGAGUAUUGUACAAACGCCGCCCAAAUCGCCCAUCUGUCCCUCGAUCUAAUGAGAGUCUCCAUUUGGAUGGAAAACUAUUCUCAUGUUCUUGCUUUUGGCUCCCGUGCAAAGUCUACUUUCUCUUCUGCAAUGGAAAUUAAAAGUACCGUGUAUGCUUAUUGCGGUUUGGCCCACAUGUGCCUGGGCGAUUAUAAAUCUGCCCUAGACCACUUUCUACACAUAGAACCCGAUUUUUCCGAUAUUCUCUUGACAAAAACGGAUGUCUCCACCUACACUUGUAUUUGCGCUUUAGUAUCCUGGGACCAUAAUGAGCUGCUACAACAACUAAACGAAGAUGAAAUAUUUAAUGCUCUAUCCGAUCUCAAUCCCUCCUUACGAAAAUGUAUGCAUUUUAUGAGCCAAAGAAAUUAUAGCUCUUUGUUCAACACCCUUCAAGCCAAUUUUCCCGAAUAUGCCUUCGACAUGUAUUUGGCUCCUCACCUAUCCACAUUCCUAUCUUUAAUUCGCGAACGUUCGUUGGUCGAUUAUUUGUUUCCAUACAGUGCUAUCCCCAUGAAAAAAAUCGCUUCUGACUUUCAGGUUGACUUGCCCUUCGUUGAAGAUUUUCUAUUGCAGAUGGUGGAAGCACAAAAAAUAAACGCGAAAUUGGAUUGUCUCAAUAAGUGUGUUUAUAUGGAGUCUUCAUUCGAACGCGAGCGCUUUCAGGAAAUUCAAGACAUCGCUGAAAAUACACAUAUAUAUAGCAAAGCGAUCCAUUUACAGACUACAAAUACGUUCAACAAAAGCAUAGCUGAUGAAUCCUCUACGAAUACUUACUAUCCUCCUGUUGAUCAAAACUAAAUUGUUUUCAUUCAUGCAUAACGCCAAAAGGCCAUGAAAAGUCAGUUUUCCGUAAUAUAUUUCAUGACAAUCAUACAAUCUAACCAAAUCUACGCUGAUGCCGGAGCGCUCUUCAUGUUUUGAUCAGUAGCUUUUUGUUGCAUGACGGAUUGAACAGCUACACAUUCACAUAUUGUUAAUAAUUCGUUCCAUCAUAAUCACUUUUGGUAAAACAUAAUAAAAUUGUUUAAUCUUACCUCGUA